AUGCCGAUGAUAAUGAUUAUUUCUAAAUGCUUUGUUUUUUCAGUAUCAGCUGAUGAAAGUAUAUUAGGCACUGUUGCAAUUUUAACUACAGAAAAACUUCUGGAAAUCAUUGAAUCUUCUUAUCCCAAUCCAGUUGUUAUUUCUGAGAUUGCUAAAGAACAUGGUUGGGACGAAGAAGAAAUUUCAGCCUGUCUUGCGGAAUUACAAAACAGAGGGCUAAUUAAAUCAAUGGAACACGGCGCUUUUACUCGUCAACAGUCGCAAGAUGCCCAGGUUACAGUGGUCAAACAAAUGCCGACAAUUGCCAGUGCUCAUCAGCCUACAAUUGCUAUAAUUACCGCACAAUAUUGCGAAAAAAUUGCAGUGGACGCAAUGAUAGAAAAUAAAGAGACCUUCGUACGAUACACAACAAUUGGUGAGCAUUAAUUAACUUCAAAUUUAAAAU
Messenger RNA from Agrilus planipennis (emerald ash borer), 445 nucleotides. RefSeq lists its product as uncharacterized. The record is from RefSeq and is a predicted model, not a curated record. The coding region runs from base 1 to 426 and encodes 141 amino acids. Lineage: Eukaryota; Metazoa; Arthropoda; Insecta; Coleoptera; Buprestidae. The transcript is spliced from 3 exons.